This is a messenger RNA of Iphiclides podalirius (scarce swallowtail), 1650 nucleotides long. The record is from the annotation of a GenBank genome assembly. Lineage: Eukaryota; Metazoa; Arthropoda; Insecta; Lepidoptera; Papilionidae.
AUGUUAAAAAAUUUAUUUUUAUUACGAAUUAAUGGCGUAGCCAGCACCAUGUCGACCCUAACGAAAAUGACCCGCACGGUUAAAAAACUGGAGGUGCCCAGGCCCUUAAAAUCGACGACCAGUUCCGCACAUAACCGUAACUCUGUAUUGGACGUGAAAAUUAAUUCUGUUGACGACCUAAUAGUGUUGACGGAAGGUGUGGCUUACCAAAUGAUGCAGGGCAAUUUCGAUCGUGCACUUCAAAGUAAUGUUGCUACUAUGUACUCUAAUCUUAAACUAUAUGGGGCUCAGCUGGAGGCACUUUACAAGGAAUUUCUUGAUAGAUAUUUUGUUGUAUUCCGUAAUGGUUCUCAAGACGAGAGAUUGGAUAAAAAGACUCGACUCCAUCUUCUUGAACUCAUUGAAUUACGAGCCAAACAUUGGCAAGGGUCUGAUUAUAUGAGUCAAUAUUAUAGACACCGUGGCACUCAUGCUGAGCCACUUUUAGUGCCAACAAUGGAAGGUUCGGGGUCAGGAGGCUCGGUUUCCCCAACGCUGGCUACGCCUGCCGAGCCGCCCACUUUGCUUGGCCCCGGCGAGGUCAUCAAGCCUUCUGGCAAAUUUCCUAAGCCAACAAAAAUUCCUGGCAAAAACUAUUCAAAGGAUGAGGUUGUCAUUAGGAAUGCCGACUCUGGAAAAGUGAUGGGUAUCAAGGGCAGACGGGUGCACAUGAUCGAGGAGAUAAGUGACACGAUUAUAUCGUUUCAGAGAGUGAGUCCAGGCGCCAAGGAGAGGCUUGUUCAAAUCACAGGACCAAAUGAAGAAAAUGUUAAUCACGCGAAGCACUUAAUUGGAGACACAAUUCGGCGCAACGCGUCGCCGGUGAGAUUGGAGGGGGCGCUAGAGGGCGCGCUGGCUGGCUCCCGCGCCUCUCUCGACUCCAAUGGUUCUGACGACGCACCGCGUAUCGUCCAGCGUGAGAAAUCUCCUCACAACACUCGCGCUUUGCUUCAUAGCUUUUCUACCAAUGACGCCGCACUAGGAGAAUAUAAGUACACUGUGACUUUUGGCCAACAUUCCAUUAAGAUCACGGGCAGCAAUUUGGAUCUUGUUAAAACCGCGAAGCUGGUGCUGGACGAGUACUUCGAGAGUGCGGGCGCGCUGGAAGCGCUCGGCGCCGGCUCUGGGGACUUCUUCACGCUGUCGCAGCGGCCCGGCGCGGCGCUUCUCCUGCGCGACGACACGCUCAACGGCGACGACGACGUGUUCGCGCCCUCGCACGCCGCCGACGACGCUCAAGCGGCGGGCGCGGGGGAUGGCGAGUACACGCCGCGCCGCCCGCGCUUCUCUCGCGCUACCAGCACCGACAAGAACCAAGGUGCCGCCGUCUCGCGGCAGACGUACACGUACGAGACGCUGGUGCAGUACGCGGACUCGCCGCUCAGCAAGCUGCCGCCCGCCGGCCUCGCCGCCUUCCCGCCGGAGCUGGCGCGCAAGGUAACGCCGCGCCGCGAGCCGCGCCCCCCGCCCGCCCCCCACGCCCCGCACGCCCCCCACCCGACCCACGCCGCCCACGCGCCCGUCUCGCAGCGCCUCCUGGCCCCAUUCCGCGUCUGGCCCCCCCUCCACCACCCCAACUACCUGGCAGCGCUGCUGUGCCGCAACUUCUAC